Molecule: messenger RNA, 606 nt
Organism: Vigna umbellata (rice bean)
Lineage: Eukaryota; Viridiplantae; Streptophyta; Magnoliopsida; Fabales; Fabaceae
Source: RefSeq, a predicted model, not a curated record
UAUAAUGCACAACUUUAUUUGGCAUGUAUGAAUCCUUAGUAAUAAUAAUGUGGAGAGUUAUUUCUUUCUCUUCUCUUCUUCCCCUUCCCACAAUUAUUCCAUAACCACCAUUGCUUGAAAGCUAGCCAAAAUAAAAAUGGCAACCCAACCUCAAAAUUCAGAUCUUACAUUCCCACCCGCAGAUGUUGUUGGAGAACUUCAUCCUGAGACAAACACAAACGUUCAGAUUGACCCGACAUCUUCUGAGGUUACAGCCUACAAGGAAACGAAGGCACAAAAUGAGGUGAAAGAUGAAAAAGAAAAGAAGGAUGCAUUGCAAACAAUAAAAUCAGCAAUUGUAAUUUCAGGCAUAGUUGUGGCUUUGGCAGGAGCUGCAUUUGCUAUAGCCAAGAAAUUAAGAGAGAAAUGACCCCACCUUUCUCAAGCGAUAUAGAACAUUUAAAGUGAUUUAAUCAGUUUUAGGAUUUAUUUUUAGGUCUUCCCAUUCUUUCCUUUUUUUUAUAUGAAUUAGUUCCUUUAAUUUUUCUGAUUUUUGGGUUCAAAUAAGUCACACACCCUAUAAUCCUACUCAUAACAUGAUAUCACAUAUAUGUUUUCACAAUGUAU